This is a messenger RNA of Lineus longissimus, 1247 nucleotides long. RefSeq names its product small ribosomal subunit protein bS6m-like. The transcript is spliced from 3 exons. Gene Ontology annotation, cellular component: mitochondrial small ribosomal subunit; ribosome. Gene Ontology annotation, biological process: translation. Gene Ontology annotation, molecular function: small ribosomal subunit rRNA binding; structural constituent of ribosome. The record is from RefSeq and is a predicted model, not a curated record. Lineage: Eukaryota; Metazoa; Nemertea; Pilidiophora; Heteronemertea; Lineidae. Bases 87 to 488 code for a protein of 133 amino acids.
CGUAUUUCACAAUGUCGAUUUCCAGCUGAACACGUUUUUCGAGAAAAUCCUUUCAAUUUUUCAUAAUAUCUCGAAAAGUCAUCAAAAUGCCGGGAUAUGAGAUGUCUAUCAUUAUGAAGGCCCUUCAGAGGCCAGCACUUACUCAAGUGCUGAAAAGAACAUGUGAAUCAAUAAUGACCAAAGGGGGCAUCAUCACCAAAAUGGAAAAUCUAGGAACGAAGACUCUUCCUUAUCGAAUGUCAAAACACGGUGAAAAGUAUUUUACAGGAAAUUAUUUCAUAUUUAACUUCCAAAGUCCGUCUGCUGUUGUAGAGGACCUAAAUGAGGAACUGAAUCGAGAUGUUGAUGUAAUUCGACCAGCUUUCUUGAAUCGAGAUGUGGAGAGAUUUGAAAAACCUUGUGAAAAAGGACCCUGUAUUUGGGGUGAAAUCAAGCAUCCUAUGCAUGAGAAAAUCAUUGGAAAAAGAAAAUACUGGAGAAGAUACUGAACAUUUGAAAUUUUCAGACAGUUUGUGUGCUUGUAUCAGAUAACUUGUUAAAAAUUGUUACUCCUACUGUAAAUUAUGUACGUGUAUUAACACCUUCAGCGCCGAACCACGUAGAUCUACGUGGCCCAAACCCCCCUCUUUGAGCUGGUUAUCAGAGUCUCUUGGACUUCAUGAAAGAACUACGCCAUCGCCAUCUUCAGGGUAAGAUAGGAACUGAAAAGACCGUUUGGUUUUUCAGUUUCUACCUUGUCCUGAAGAUGGCGAUGGCGUAGUUCUUCCAUGAAGUCCGGGAGACUCCGAUAACCUGCUCAAAGGGGAGGGGGGAUUUGGGCCACGUAGGUUCGGCGCUGAAGGUGUUAAGUAGUGUUAUAAAAUAAAACCAAGAUUUCGUAAAUAAUGUCUGCUGUUGAUUCUUUCUUUGUGUUCCUUAGCUGUUAACUAAAGGAAGUCCACCAUUUCCAGGUUGCAGUUAUCUUGGAUCAAGGGGGCAGUUUUUGUUCUAUACUUUCACUUUUGAGCUGGCCCCAGGCCUACUGGCUCUGUACAUGGUAUGCUCCCCUUGACUGAAGGAAAUUCUCUCCUGAUUCUCUGUGAUUUAAGUUGUUAAAUGUGAAUAUCUAGUAAAAUCCAAAGUAUUUACCUUUGUUAACACUUCUCUUUCUUUGUAGGUCUUUCAAACCACUAAAAUGUUCACGUUAAGACUUAACGUCUCCGUUAAAGCUGACGUUGUAUUGAACAACUCAGCCCUGGCCUCUUCAA